This is a messenger RNA of Lingula anatina, 1170 nucleotides long. RefSeq lists its product as uncharacterized. NCBI's taxonomy places the organism in Eukaryota, Metazoa, Brachiopoda, Lingulata, Lingulida, Lingulidae. The record is from RefSeq and is a predicted model, not a curated record.
CGGUGGAGCGUCUCGGUCUUGGGGACAGAGCGGUUUUGAUCUUGGAAGUCAUCUCUGAGAGCGGUGCCUGACAGAUCUGAGGAGGAAUUCGUGGCCAUGAAGUGCUUCAUUGCAGUAUUACUAUUGACAUACGUGUCGGCUGGACACGUGGGUUACGGUUCCAACAACAACAACAACAACAACAACAACAAUAACAACAACAACAAUGGGCAAACAGUCAAAGGCAAAAUUGGCCCCUGCAACUCACUGGCGGAUGUUGGCAACUUCAUGACGUCUCCAACCCUGUGUUACUACCAGGUUUGUGAGGCCAGGCUGGCUCACGAUGUUUCAUACACCACCAAACGCUGUGCACCUGGAUCCCGUUUUGAUGCUGGCGCCGAGGAACCUGGAUGCGCCAUCUUUGACAGCAGGUGCCUGCUUCCCACACAGGCUCCCACACAGGCCACCACGAAAAGCAGUGGCGGUGGUUAUGGUAACGGUGGCGGCAGUGGAGGAAAUGGCGGUGGUAGCGGAGGUGGUUAUGGAACCGGCGGCGGUAGUGGCGGCAGUGGAGGAAAUGGCGGUGGUAGCGGAGGUGGUUAUGGAAUGGGCGGCGGCAGUGGCGGAAAUGGCGGUGGUAGCGGAGGUGGUUACGGUACCGGUGGCGGCAGCGGCGGAAAUGGUAACGGUGGUGGCAACGGCAACAUGCAAAAAAUGAUGCAGAAAAUGAUGCAGAUGAUGAUGAUGAUGGCAAAUGCUGACUAGAAUAGUAAACAAGGGGAGCGCAAUAUGAUGUGUCUCGGGACAACACUGGGUGUCCAUGAGUUUUAACAACGCAGCGGCACUAGUCUCAGAUACAACAUACGGGCAUUUACAUACAGAUAUCACGUGAUAUUUAAUUACACUGGUCUAGAAACUGAAACAAGUACCCGUGUAAGUAAAGACAAAAAAAUACAAUGUCAAAUUAGAUAAUGGAAUAUCAUUCAAGAGAAGAACAUUAUAUCCAAGGAAAUUGUUUUGUAGUAUAUCUAAAAAACGAAAGAUAUAAAAAAAAACAAAAGUUUUAAAAUUCCUCAGCACUGUUGUCUCUUUAAAUGCAAACCCAUAUUGAAAAUUUCCUAUUUGUUAUGCUAAGUGCCGUUAGUUUACCUUAAUAAAGUUUGCUUUAAUAAACGAUUUGCCAAACACAAA